Messenger RNA from Oncorhynchus nerka (sockeye salmon), 6780 nucleotides. RefSeq names its product voltage-dependent L-type calcium channel subunit beta-3-like. The transcript is spliced from 16 exons. Lineage: Eukaryota; Metazoa; Chordata; Actinopteri; Salmoniformes; Salmonidae. The coding region runs from base 1 to 1788 and encodes 595 amino acids. Gene Ontology annotation, molecular function: protein binding; voltage-gated calcium channel activity. Gene Ontology annotation, biological process: calcium ion transmembrane transport. The record is from RefSeq and is a predicted model, not a curated record. Gene Ontology annotation, cellular component: voltage-gated calcium channel complex.
AUGGUGACGGGCAAGGCCAGACAGGUCACAUGGGUCCAGAGCCAGGCCAGACAGGUCACAUGGGUCCAGGGCCAGGCCAGACAGGUCACAUGGGUCCAGGACAAGGCCAGACAGGUCACAUGGGUCCAGGGCCAGGCCAGACAGGUCACAUGGGUCCAGGGCAAGGCCAGACAGGUCACAUGGGUCCAGGGCCAGGCCAGACAGGUCACAUGGGUCCAGGGCCAGGCCAGACAGGUCACAUGGGUCCAGGGCCAGGCCAGACAGGUCACAUGGAUCCAGGGCAAGGCCAGACAGGUCACAUGGGUCCAGGGCCAGGCCAGACAGGUCACAUGGGUCCAGGGCAAGGCCAGACAGGUCACAUGGGUCCAGGGCCAGGCCAGACAGGUCACAUGGGUCCAGGGCCAGGCCAGACAGGUCACAUGGGUCCAGAGCCAGGCCAGACAGGCCACAUGGAUCCAGGGCCAGGCCAGACAGGUCACAUGGGUCCAGGGCCAGGCCAGACAGGUCACAUGGGUCCAGGGCCAGGCCAGACAGGUCACAUGGGUCCAGGGCCAGGCCAGACAGGCUAUCAACUCAGGUUCAGCUGAUUCCUACACUAGUAGACCCUCAGAUUCCGACGUGUCCCUGGAGGACGACCCGGAGGCGUCUCGGCUAGAAGCCGAGCGCCAGGCCCAACUGCAGCUGGAGAGAGCCAAGUCAAAACCCGUAGCAUUUGCAGUGAAGACCAACGUGAGCUACUGUGGUGCUCUAGAUGCUGACUGUCCUGUCCAAGGUGCUGCUAUCAACUUUGAAACCAAAGACUUUCUACACAUAAAAGAGAAAUACAGCAAUGACUGGUGGAUUGGUCGGCUGGUGAAGGAAGGGGCAGACAUAACUUUCAUCCCCAGCCCGGUGAAACUGGAGGCCAUGCGGAUCAAACAGGAACAGAAACAGGCCCAGAGGAAAGCGGCGAACUCAUCGUCGGGUUGGAGAUCCACACCACCUAGUGCAGCCAAACAGAAGCAGAAGCAGACAGAGCAUCUCCCACCCUAUGAUGUUGUUCCUUCCAUGAGACCGGUGGUGUUGGUGGGGCCGUCCCUGAAAGGCUAUGAGGUAACAGACAUGAUGCAGAAGGCCCUGUUUGACUUCCUGAAACACAGGUUUGAUGGAAGAAUCUCUAUCACGCGGGUGACUGCUGAUCUGUCAUUGGCCAAAAGGUCUGUAUUGAACAAGAAGGCUAUCAUGGAGAGGUCCAAUACACGCUCCAGUCUUGCUGAGGUCCAGAGUGAGAUUGAGAGGAUUUUUGAGCUGGCUAAGACUCUACAGUUCGUAGUUCUGGACGCAGACACUAUCAACCACCCAGCACAGCUCCUCAAAACAUCCCUGGCUCCUAUCAUCAUUUACGUUAAGGUGUCCUCUCCAAAGGUAAGGACUGAUCCACUACCAGCACACGGUUAUCAGCCAGUCAGUCAGCCAUAUAGUCAGUCAGCCAGUCAGCCAGUCAGCCAGUUAGUUCUUCAGAGGCUCAUUAAAUCUCGGGGGAAAUCUCAAAGUAAACACCUCAAUGUACAGAUGAUGGCAGGGGACAAACUAGCACAGUGUCCACCCGAGAUGUUUGAUGUGAUCCUGGAUGAGAACCAGCUGGAGGAUGCAUGUGAACACCUGGCAGAAUACCUGGACAUCUACUGGCGCGCCACUCACCUGCCCUGCUCCGCCCCCCUCAACCCCCUAUUGGACCAGAGCGAGGUCACCCCGCCCUCCGCUAACUCCAGCCAACAGUUCUCUGAGACUCAAGAGUUAAUAGAAUGAUCACUCCUUAGCUACCACAGGUCUGGAUGUGGUAAAGAGACCAAUCCAACUCGACCGAAAUCCCAUAUCAACGCCAUUCAGAAUCUCCUCAUUGCCCUCCAUAAAAAUUUGCCUACAUUUAGGCUAUUGUUUAUAUGUGUAUUUGACACUAUUUUGGAGUGAAAAUCAGAUUAAAAUGCUUGUAUGGAUGUCAACCCCAAUACAGGUUCAUGUCAUCAUCACUAAUCAACUGAUUUACCCUUAAAAACAGCUUCAAGUACCACCACCGAUUUCUAUAUGCUAGCUACGCUACCAGCUUCUACGAACAGAAAUUAGCAUUUAACAGACUUUUUUAUAAUCACGAAAAGGACUAUUUCUAAAUAUUAUGCAGCGAAAACAGUAGCAACCACAUUGUGGGCCUGUUAGAACACAAAGAUCUUGACAGAUUUGAAGAAUAUCCACUUUGUAUAAUCUGAUUUUUAGAAUGUGUUUUUAGAUGGUAUCCUUUGCUGUUUCCCCGCGGUCUGCGUUCCAUUGAUCUCUUAACGGCACAUAUUGCUCGCUCUCGUUUGCUUGAUAACUUGUUUUUUUCCCUGGUCUGUUUUGUAUUGUGACACAGAGGAAUCAAACAUAUAUGAAUCAGAGCACAUCAAAGCACAUUAUCAAAGCACAAACUUGCACACUGUCAUCUACAACUCUCAUGUAUAUUUAUCAUGUAUCAACAUAAUGGAUCUACAGAAGAUCAGAGUAGUUUUGCCAUUGAAUCCACCAAUCAGAUCGCAGAUAGGGACCGAGAUAGGAGGAGUCAGACCAGACACUUUUGCAUGUCUGCCUGAAAUGUAUAUAUAAAAAAAUGUAAUGACUAAAAAGAUCAUCAGUACUUGAGGAGAUACGUUAACCGUUUGUAGGGAAGUUCUAAACUUUUAGGCAACACACGAACACUCUCCCUAAAACCAAUUCCAGACUGUCCAGAAUGUAUCACUGUGCAGCCUACAGAACAGGACUUUACUGUAGCUCUCCUCCUACUGGCAGGAUUCAGUCUGAUCUGUUUCCUCAGACACUACAUCACACUCAAUGUAGGCUAUUUGAGCAGUUGAGUAGCACUUCUUAUAACAAGAUCAGUUAAAGUUCUGAUAAUGAAUUUAGUUAAAGUCCCCGUGCUCCAGUAGUGAGUAGCCUAUAAAUGAUGCUUCCACUAUAAUUCAGUUCUUAGGAAUUAUGAUGUAAAUCUAGCCAUUCCACUGUAACCACAAGGACAGUGACAAAGCAGAGAGGAAGAGGAAGAGAGAGGCCCAACUCGGCAGCAAAUCGGUCUCCCUCCAGCAGGUGGCGUUUUUAUGUUGUUUCACCCAUCAAGCAAUGAGUUUUUGGAUGGUUGUCAAUGAGAGAGUGUUGAAUUUGGUCAACAAAAUCAUUUAUGGGUUAUUUGCUACGUGAGGUUUAUUUGAUCAAAUAGAAGUUUUGUAAUGCUUAAAUUGUUACUAGUGUACUGAUAUAAGUUGGAAAAAACACUUUAUAUCGGAGUUGUCUCGAAAUGGCUAUGCAUAUUCAUGGCAUGAGGCUAGUAGCAAUAGCGUCUCUCUCCGUUGAGUACAGGAGGUUGAUGACAACAACCAUCAUUGAAUAUUCAAAAAAUUAUUAUAAUAAUGAGAUGUAAUCAACCAAUCCAAAGAAAGGAUAGGCGGGAGCUAGACAGCCUGCUGUGCCGCUUUGUGGACAACGACUCCCAUUGUUAGGGAGGAGAGACGUAUAUCUUGUCAGUAUAUCCAUAAUCCUUGGCCAAAGGGUGUCCAUAGCACUUCCUGUCAUUCAUGUGUGUGGAGCGAGGGACCUCUAGUGGUGGGCUUGUGUCACGACACCUGAAGUGACAUAGUAUUCAAUGUUACCCAAUUGUAAUACCAUAAUAGAAUGUCAACUCAUAAUGAAUCUGAAUAUAAUAGGUAAUCUAUUCACUAUGGAUAGCUCUCUGCUUGAGGAAAAAGGAGAAUGAUGAUGUGUUGACCAUAUGUAGAACAAACACCAUUUGUAUGAGCUUCCAACCUUUACCAAUUCGUAACAUAUUGUAACAUAUUGUUACGAAUUGGAAUUAGCAACAUAUCAUACAAAUUUCAGGAUUAUAAUUUAAAUUAAUCAAGCAAAUGUAUUUAUAAAGCCCUUCUUACAUCAGCUGAUGUCACAAAGUGCUGUACAGAAACCCAGCCUAAAACCCUAAACAGCAAGAAAUGCAGGUGUAGAAGCACGGUGGCUAGGAAAAACUCCCUAGAAAGGCCAAAACCUAUGAAGAAACCUAGAGAGGAACCAGGCUAUGAUGGGUGGCCAGUCCUCUUCUGGCUGUGCCAGGUGGAGAUUAUAACAGAACUUGGCCAAGAUGUUCAAAUGUUCAUAGAUGACCAGCAGGGUCAAAUAAUAAUAAUCACAGUGGUUGUAGAGGGUGCAACAGGUCAGCACCUCAGGAGUAAAUGUCAGUUGGCUUUUCAUAGCCGAUCAUUCAGUGUAUCUCUACCGCACCUGCUGUCUCUAGAGAGUUGAAAACAGCAGGUCUGGGACAAGGUAGCACGUCUGGUGAACAGGUCAGGGUUCCAUAGCCGCAGGCAAAACAGUUGAAACUGGAGCAGCAGCACAGCCAGGUGGACUGGGGACAGCAAGGAGUCAUUAGGCCAGGUAGUCCUGAUUCAUGGUCCUACAGCUCAGGUCCUCCGAGAGAAAGAAAGAGAAAGGGAUAGUAAAAGAGAGAGAGAAAAUUAGAGAGAGCAUACUUAAAUUCACACAGGAAACCGGAUAAUAACAGGAGAAAUACUCCAGAUAUAACAGACUGACCCAAGCCCCCCGACAUAUAAUCUACUGCAGCAUCAAUACUGGAGGCUGAGACAGGAGGGGUUGGGAGACACUGCGGCCCUGUUCGACGAUGCCCCCGGACAGGGCCAAACAGGCAGGAUAUCACCCCAUCCACUUUGCCAAAGCACAGCCCCCAAACCACUAGAGGGAAAUCUUCAACCACCAACCUACUAUCUUGAGACAAGGCUUAGUAUUGCGUAUUGUGCACAGCAUCAUACGAAAGGGAGGACGUUGUGCACAGCAUCAUACGAAAGGGAGGACGUUGUGCACAGCAUCAUACGAAAGGGAGGACGUUGUGCACAGCAUCAUACGAAAGGGAUGACGUUGUGCACAGCAUCAUACGAAAGGGAGGAUGUUGUGCACAGCAUCAUACGAAAGGGAUGACGUUGUGCACAGCAUCAUACGAAAGGGAGGACGUUGUGCACAGCAUCAUACGAAAGGGAGGACAUUGUGCACAGCAUCAUACGAAAGGGAGGACGUUGUGCACAGCAUCAUACGAAAGGGAGGACAUUGUGCACCAUUUUCACCAACCCGUUUUGGCUCAUGAGUGCUACUUUCAAAACUACUGGUUAAAUUAUAAAACACCUUUAUAAGGUUUCUUUAAAGGAGCUACAUGUAUGUUUUUUUGCAUAGUAGUACAGACCUGAAGCUUUCCCAAGAAAACACGAGCUUUAAGCACAGAGCAGCACGCGUCUCAGUACAGAAAAACACUCACAUAAGUAUUGCUUUAUCAUUACAUAAAGCUAUACAUUAAUGAAAUGAAUUACUACCACAGUUAAUUAAAUGUAUGUGCAUGACAACAUAUUUAUUUAAAAGGAACGUCAUAUUUAUUUUACAAGUAAAAGGAACGUCAUAUUUAUUUUACAAGUAAAAGGAACGUCAUAUUUAUUUUACAAGAACAUAUCAUAUUUAUUUCUAUGUAGAAGGGCUUUCCAGGACCAUAAUAAGUCACUAUAGCUUUUCACUUGUCAUUCUGAAGAGAAAAUGAAUGGAUGACAAUCACAUGAUGUAUUCAGUAUUUAUGUAUCAUUACAUAUUUGUAUAUAUUGUAUAUUUAAGCAAUAAGGCCUGAGGGGGUAUGCUAUAUGGCCAAUAUACCACGGCUAAGGGCUGUUCUUAGACACAACGCAACAUGGAGUGCCUGGAUACAGCCCUUAGCUGUGGUAUAUUGUACCAUGUACCACAAACCCCCGAGGUGCCUUAUUGCUAUUAUAAACUGGUUACCAACUUUAAAAAUAUAUAUGUUUUGUCAUACCCAUGGUAUAUGGUCUGAUAUACCACAGCUGUCAGACAAUCAGCAUUCAGGGCUCGAACCACCCAGUUUAUAAUUAAUUCUCAGUUCUUCCUCAGUAAUAUUAAGGUGCACAAAAUCUACAAAUGUUGACAGACAACAUCUAGAAAAUGUACUGUAGACCUACUUAAAUGCUCAUGUCUUCAAAGCCUCAUAAGCAUGUAUUUAUAUAUAAAUAGUGUGUUUUCUUUCUUUUUAGUAUGAAACACUGAACGUGUCCACUACUUUUGAGCAGAGCCAUGUGCCCUGGUCAAACUAUGUGCACUACAGGGGACAGGAGGCCAUUCAGAUGCAACCACUGUAAUUAUUUCCAUUGAUUGACCUCUAACCUAACAUUUUUGCAGUUUUGAGAGACAUUAUAAGGCUUGAGAACUACACAACACACACACACACACAUACACCAACCAAGCACAGUUUCACUGCUGAAACACAACAAUCUGAAUCAAUCUCACUUGCAUUCCAUUUUUAUUGCAGGUAAUUUAUAUAUAUUUUUUAAACAAGUAAAAUCUUUGGAUAUCCGAAGCACAAUUUUUUACUAUUAUAAUUUUCAAUCGUUUCCCGCCCGACAUACCUAAAUUCUGUAUGCAAUACAAAGUCUUCUAGCUCCGACAAGACAGUAGCUGAACCUAUCAAGACUCCUCUUCUGUUUAAGACGGGGUAAAAACUGCACUAUUUUUAUUUUUAUGUCUGAUUUAUAUUUAUACUGCAAUACAUGCACUAAAUGUAACUGCUGUACCCACCACCACCUCCAAUACUGAAUAUGAUGUCUGGUGUAAUAACAACAAUGUUCAGAAAAGUCAACAUAUGAAAUGUCCUACUAACCUGCUGUACCGAAUGCAUCUGUUUUCAAUAGCACAUUAUGAAAAAUAAACAGAACAUUUGACUGA